Molecule: messenger RNA, 2250 nt
Organism: Cyprinus carpio (common carp)
Lineage: Eukaryota; Metazoa; Chordata; Actinopteri; Cypriniformes; Cyprinidae
Product: leucine repeat adapter protein 25-like
Source: RefSeq, a predicted model, not a curated record
GCGGAGAGAUGCAGUGGGCGAGGUUUCGUUGUACAAGACAAAAGAAAACGUUAAACGAAAACAAAGCGGGGCGCGUUCAUCUUCUCUCCAGGGUUUCCUGUCCGGCUUUGCUUAUAAUCUAAGCGUAGGAUUUUGUUUUUAUCUCCCAACGUUAGAUUUAUGCGUUGCUACGACGAAAUGCAAAUAAGGAAGAGCAUCAAACCUAAUACCUCCUGAAAGAGCAAAGAUUGUCAAAGAGUUUAUCAGAGCGAAAUUAUUUCUGUUAUGUUGAAAACGAGCUACAAGUUACAGUUAUAUAUGAGGAAUCGCGCAUAGAUUGUUACUUUUCUGUUUAUUUACCGGAAAUUACUUUUUGGACGUGAUAGUUGCAGUAUAAGGUCACCUUCCGUACAAUCUGUUUUUUAUAUAGAAAGACAAUUUUUCUUCUCGGUUGGAUUUUUUUGGUGGUGUUAAAAAUAAAUGAACAAAAUAACAACACCGGGCAUAGAAGAGAUUAAACUCAGGUUUUUAUUUUAAACGCGAAAUCGGAAAUGAACGGAUUUCAGUCCAGUCCAGUGGAUUGUCCGUCUGGAAGCGUCUGUUCUAUUGAAGGCUUGCCUCCGUUACCUAAAGGACUGAGCGGGAUCUUAAACUCGAGCGGAGGGUCCUGGAGGGACAUUGAGAAGGUCUACAGCAAGAGGACGCGCAUCCAGGCGGACAUCAGCAAGUCCAGAGUAAGCGACUCUCUUGGCCGCAGUAAACCCGCGAGCCUUGACGCAGCGCUGGCCGUGCUUCGCAAAGAGAUGGUUGGACUUCGACAGUUAGACAUGUCUUUGCUUUGCCAGUUGUGGUCUCUUUAUGAGUCUAUACAGGAAUACAAAGGAGCUUUCCAGGACAUUUCCUCCUCUUUGUGUGAGUGCUCCUUCAACACCGAAAAUGGUUAUUCUGAAGAUGAAGAGGAGGAAGAUGAACAUGAAAGGGAGAGUAGUGAGACGCUGUUAUCACUUCCUCAGCCCACUCAGAACUCCCGAGACCAGUGGAUCAAAGACUCCUUCCACAUCCCCAUUUAAACAAAUCCAAUCUCCCAUGAUCCUCAUCGAUAUAAACUGUGACAGACAUGACACCAUUGUUUGAAGGAUUCUAUAAGAAUCAAAAUGUAACAAGGUCUUUAUUUUUGUAGGAUACUAUUACAAUGGUGACUGUAAGUUUGUUUCAGGGGAACCAUGAAAAGCUGCUUUUUCACUGCCUGUGAAGUCAUAAAGACCGGAUGAGGACUGACAGGAAGAGGAUGUAGCCAGAAACAGUGCGGUAUAGGAUGUUCAUUAUAUUAUGUAGAUUUGUCAGAUAUGUACUGAGAUAUCACUUACCAGAUACUUUUUUUAUUAUACAAUAUAAUUUUUUUCCACCUCUGUCUCUCAUUAGUAAGGUAAUCAUUGAAUGCAGAAUGUGCAUUUUGUAAAAAAAAAUUAAAAAAGUAAUAAUAAAGCAUGUAAACAUUUCCUGGUGGUCUCACAAAAGCACUUAAAAGUGGUUUGUUUUCUUUAUAGUUUAGCUAAAUGUUUUGUUGUCUGGUAUUUUAUUCACCAACAUCUCAAACAUGUGCUCAAGAUGUUCAAGAUAGCUGUCCAGUGCAGAUAUGAUCACAUCAGCCAUUAGGUGGCACUCAUUUACUUUCUAAAGUUUCUAAACGGAUGUUGUUUUGAGACAUGAUGCCUGGAGUGUUACAGAUGCUUCGGGAAACAUCUGUGCUCUCCAUCGUCUUGGUGCCAUAUAUCGCAAAAGAAGAUUGCUAGGUUCUUCUCCUUUAAUGUUAAUCUUUGAGUCAUACCAGAUACAUGCCAUCUGAUUAAAACAAUUAUUCUAAAUUUAAAUGUUUAGACUGAGGCUCCUUCAGAUAUUUCUGAAUCACUCUGUCAUUACUCUGCAAGUAUAAACAAAUGGUUCUAGCUACUCUUGUGCUUAUUAGGUAAUACUGCUUGCUACUUUUGCACCAGAGAGAGGGGGGAGGAACAAGCUCAGACACAGGCCAGGCAUUACUAAAAACUCUUCCCAUAACUACUAUAAUUACAGUAACGUUGACUGCAUGUCCUGUCAUUUUACUGUGCUUCAGGUUUUAUCAAGUCUAUAUGUAAGUCUACAGCAUUUAAUAAAUAGCAAUAUACUAUAACAAUUUACAUUUUAGUUUGAUUCAUUUUAAUUUUGGACAAUCAGUGACACACACAAGUCUUUUUGCUAGAUUUUGAGCUAGCUGAUAUUUGCGUUCCUGAAAUU